Ceutorhynchus assimilis (cabbage seed weevil) is the source of this 4433-nucleotide messenger RNA. The record is from the annotation of a GenBank genome assembly. NCBI's taxonomy places the organism in Eukaryota, Metazoa, Arthropoda, Insecta, Coleoptera, Curculionidae.
GUUUAUGUAUAUCAGCUGUUCAACUUCAUCACAAUCAGAGCAAAACAAAAAAUAUAUAUUAUUAUAAUCUUCUCUUCAAAUAAGUUAAUUAAUUACACCUUGAGCAUUAAUUCAAAGUUUCUCAAGUAAUUACUCAAUAUUUCAACAAACACUAUUGUAACAAAUUGGAGAAAAUUGCUUUCAAUAUGUCAUCCUACCUUCGUGGGUCUACGAACUAUGUAUGGUCCACGACAAGUAUAUUGGGAAAAGGGGCCACCGCCACAGUACACCAAGGAGUGAACAAAGUAAACGGAGAACCUGUAGCGGUCAAGACUUUCAAUCAUAUAUCGACUCUACGACCCCAAGAAGUACAAAUAAGAGAAUUCGAAGUUUUAAGAAAAGUGAACCAUGAAAACAUAGUCAAGUUGUUGGCCAUUGAAGAAGAACAAGAAAAUAAAGGAAAAGUGAUUGUAAUGGAACUGUGUACCGGAGGAAGUUUAUUCAAUAUUUUGGAUGAUCCAGAAAACACAUAUGGUUUAGAGGAAGGUGAAUUCUUAUUGGUCUUGGAACAUUUAUAUGCAGGAAUGCAACAUUUGAGAGAUAAUAAUUUGGUGCAUAGAGACCUGAAACCAGGAAACAUAAUGAAAUUUAUAAGAGACGACGGCACCACUGUCUACAAACUUACGGACUUUGGGGCGGCCAGAGAACUACCAGACGGACAGCAUUUCAUGUCGCUCUACGGUACUGAGGAGUAUUUGCAUCCUGACAUGUACGAAAGGGCUGUGCUAAGGAAAAACGCCAAUAAAACCUUUGGAGCUACUAUUGAUUUGUGGUCUAUUGGUGUUACUUUGUAUCAUGUUGCUACUGGAAAUUUACCAUUCAGGCCUUAUGGCGGAAGGAGGAAUAAGGAGACUAUGCAUCAUAUUACAACAAAAAAGGAAAGUGGAGUCAUAUCCGGAAUUCAAACCAAAGAAAACGGCCCGAUCGAGUACAAAAGAGAAUUACCAGUGAACUGUCAAUUGAGCACAGGCCUCAAAAAAAUCAUCACUCCCCUCUUGGCCGGUUUACUAGAAGCAGACCAUAAAAAAAUUUGGACUUUUGAUAUGUUUUUUGGGGAAGUCGAUGGGGUCCUUGCAAGAAAAGCGGUAAAUAUUUUUCACGUCAACAAAUCUGUGCUUAUAAAAGUUUACAUUGAUCCGAAUGAGACCUAUCAACAGUUGCAAGACUAUAUUACCGAACAAACUGAUGUCACCCCUGAAAAUCAAAUAUUACUUUAUAAAACAUCUUUGUUGAGUAGCCUUAUAGAAGAUUACGUGAAGGCGAGUGGAUUUCCUCAAACCACAGAAGACGAUCCCUUGUUUUUAUUUUGCAAAGAAAAUAACAACAUAAAUAUUCCACCUUUUCAAGAGCUGCCAAAAUUCAAUGAUUUUUCUACGGUUAUUUCUGUGGAGAAUGAUGCAAGCCAUGCAAAGUUUGCUUGUAGUAUAGGACAUCAAGCCAAAAGACAAAUUGAAAGAUAUUCGUUGUUCAGUAAAUUAAUUUGUGAUACUAUAGAAAAUUUUACAAAAUAUAUUAACGUUAAUUUAAAAGAAGUUUAUCAGCAGUCACAGCAUCUUUUAGAAAAAACAGAUAUAUUCAAGAAAACAGCUCAAAUAUUUGAGCUAUCUCAAAAACUAAGCAAUUACAACUUGAAAACUGACACCGUUCCUGAGUUGGAUAGUAUUAGUAAAGAUUUUCUUUCUGCCACUGCAGUGGGUGUUCACGGACUACAUAAACAAUACACAUUGGAAAAUAAUCUCAAACUACAAUGGGAAUCUAUCAGUAGGGAAUUAAAGUGUCCUUUUAAAACUUUAGCUCCUGCACGGGCAAAAACUUUAGUAGAACAUCUCAGAGAUUCUUGGCAGCAUUUGGUAAGAGACAGAGCUACACGUACGCUAUCCUAUAACGAUGAACAAUUUCAUAUUUUGGAAAGGAUCAAAAUUACACAGACAAUACACCGCUUGAAAAACUUGAUAGAAUCUGAAGUUUAUACCCAAUAUGAAGCUCUAUCUGAAAAUUUCGGAGACUGGUAUAAAAUGGCCCAAAAUGUGCAUUUAAAAACUGAAAUUUUAGCUGCAGAUGUAAACAAAUAUGAUUCAAAGUUAAAGGACUUUGAGGAAAAAUUUACUAUUGACAAUGUCGAAUUUUCUGAAUAUCUUAAAAAUAAUUAUGAACAUUCCAAGAAAACCACAGUGAUUAAAAGGACUGGAUCGUUGCAGGAUCAAAAAUUGAGAAAUAGUUUGAGGAACUACAUGAAAGAGAGUGGCGAUAUUAAAGAACUUAUAAGGACAAAUACUAAAAUGAUGAAUACUUUAUUGGAGUUUACUACGGAUUUAAAGGAAAGAUAUUUGGAGGAAUAAUUGUAUUAUGGAUAAAUAUAUUAUUAGGUUUAUAGUUAGGUAAUGAAUUAUAAUAUUUUAUGUUCCUUAAAUUCUUGUUUAUUGGCUUGACAUAUAUAAAUUUUGGUACGUGGGUAUUAUUUUUAUUCGAAAGUGUAAAAAGGUAAAAGAAAAAAUAAUUAGUUGGUAAUUUUGGCUGGUACUUCAAAGCAAAUUGCAUCUUUUCCUGACUCGCUAUCUGUGAGGGACCAGUGGACAACGGUUUUUAGCUGAAAAAAAACAAAAAUUGACUAUUAACUCAUGAUUUUUCAUAUUUUGUUACUAUAUCUGGUUGGUUAUUGAUGUUCUGUCUCACUGAGAUGGUCAGCUGACAGACUGCAUUUAAAAAAAAUAAUGAAUAAUUUACCUUAUAUCCUUUAAAAAGAAAAAUUGUUUUCUGACGCAAACACUUUAAAGUAAAGGUUAAAAAAAACUGGUUGGGAAAUGGACUUUUGAUGGGCCAAUUAAUUUGAAAAAUCCACUGUUCGCAUGUAUGCGGAUACAUGACAAAGUAAUAAGUGAGAAAUUGACAUCAUCACCGAACUUACAAAAACGUGUCUAUAAUCACAUUAAGUGCAUACUUGUUGUAGAUAAAAUAACUUAUGUAUUAAUUCUCACCCUGGGAUAGAUCUGCAAAACAUCAAUUGAAUCCUUAAAGACAUACGUUUUGCCUUUCUGGAACUGGCAAUUAUUUUUGGUCUUCUCAUCCUCUUCAUAGAUUUUAUCACAGGCAUUGGUGCCAUCUACGCCAAUGAACGGGAAAGGGAUACCCAUAAUAUUAGCGUUGACCGUCUGAAUCAAAUUUUUGUAGUUGUAUUCCGGUAUGAACUUCAUGGUUAGUGGAACUUUAGUGUUUUUUCUCAACCUACACGGUGGCUUCUCGCAGUUUCCGACUUUGAUUUUUUCCUGGAGCUUAUCGAUUUUUCCUACAAGAGAUUUUUUGAUUUAUGUAUUUAUAGUUAUUUAUGUAAAUCAGUUAAAUUACAUUUAAGUGGUACCAUAGAUCAGUCACUAUACUUAAUUAGAGUAACCUAAUAUUUAAAUUAGUGAGUGAGUAAUAUUUUAUUUUUAUUCUGCAGAUUCCUUUAAAAUCAUUAUUAUAGUGAUAAAGUUUGUGAGGCUGUCGCGGCCCAGGUUUAUUGAUAAGGGGUUUUCAUUCGGGCUUAAUGGCCGUCGUAAGUUGGAAUUUCUUCCUGACGUUUCGCUGGCUAGCAUUUUCAGAGGUGCUUCCAUGUCCGAUUCUGGUAGCAGACUGACGCGUCUAUGGAUCUUUUUGUCGUUCCUAUGUAUACCUGUGUAUACCUAAUGUGGUGAAUAAUGUAAGGGUUUUUAAAGACUGACACCGAAAUACCAACUGGUAUAUUAAUAUACAGUGUGUAUCAGCCAAAUGCAAUAUAAAUUCGAUAAUAAAUAAAUAGUUUUUCUGAACUAACUAGCACAUCUUUCAAAUCGAAAUGCACUCUACUAAGUAGGUUAUUCAACUUUACUUCUCGAGUGAAAGCGCGGCCUACUACUUAGCUUGUAUGAUAUAAGUAAUGUUCGUUUUUGAUAUUCACAUCAAUUUAACCUAUAUUUCCCAAUACUGUGCCCAUGAAUUCAUCCUCAAUAUAGGUAUUAAAAAAAAAUAUAUCAUAAAUAAUCAAAACAAGAAAUUAUUGUCCACGAGUUACUUUCUCAAAAGAUGUCAAGGAGAACUACAGCAUAUUAUUAUCAUCAGUACCAUAAUUAUCAUUAAUUUUGAAUAUUGUAUCAGUAAAUCAUUGUUAAUUUAUAUUUAUAAGUUUGAAUUAAAUAAUACACUAUAGGUAGCGGUUUUUUUUUCAAAGAUGACUUCACAGUACCUACACAUUCACUUAUCAGGUGAUUAGUUGCCAUACCUCCGGGUUCGACCUGUGGACACAGGUAUGAAAAAACACUCGACUAUAAUCUUUGGACGAUUAUUAAAAAACUUUUAUUCUGGCAAAUAAUAGUCAAUUAUGUAUGAAUAAAUUUUGUUUAUUUCCCAAUCAAAAAUUGUCCUAAUCGUGUUAAAUGGUG